Molecule: messenger RNA, 1641 nt
Organism: Prunus armeniaca (apricot)
Lineage: Eukaryota; Viridiplantae; Streptophyta; Magnoliopsida; Rosales; Rosaceae
Source: the annotation of a GenBank genome assembly
AUGACUAUUUUCAGGAAGUGCAAAUCUUCUGCUACUACCUCUUUGAAUAUGUGGUACGCAUUGCCGAAGCUUCUCAUAUUCUUCUGUUUUUUCACCACCUUUCUUUUGACCUCAGUUUCAUCCUCUUUACCACCUCCCAGUCCCAUCUCUUAUUCUCAUCAUUGUGAUUCAUUUGUUCCCCAGUCAACCCCAAGAAGAUAUUCAGAGUCAGACAAUCACAUUCACCAGUACCAUACAGGUUACUACACUGGUGGUGGCAGUGGUAUUCUUAGUCAAAGCCCAUCAUAUCUGCCUCAUGAUGAGCCCCCAAAUAUAAUUGGAUUUAACAUCUCGGGGGCUCAAACAACUGAUGUACAAGGCUUAUUCAUGAUUCAAGGAAGUCUUCGAUUUCAAAGAGACAGUGUGUUUACCUAUGUGGGAAAUGCCACAAGUCAUCUACGAUAUCCUGGUGUCAUCUAUAACAGGUCUCGAUCAAUUUCCAGUCGAAAAAGUUCGAUAGGAUUUAAACUAGAGGGGUUCUGGUCAGAACCUUCUGGGAAGCUGUGCAUGGUUGGAUCAAAUUAUGAUUACUUGGGACAUGGUCGUUGGCUUUAUGUUCCUGCUGUUCUUAAGCUGUAUAAUCUCAUUAAUUCUACUAGUGUUACUAGUUUGAUUAGUGGAACCUUAGAGAGCUUGGUGAGUUCUGAGAAUGAUCCAAGUUAUUUUGGACCAGUCUCUAUUUUGAUGCUUCCUCGUAUGAACUACGAGUACUCUUUGGUUUCAAAUAAAUCCGAUGACACUAGUACUGAUGGAAAUUAUAUUCAACCGAGCUCUUUGCCAAUAGAGACAUUUUGUUCAGUACUUUCAAGACAAAGAAGACAUGAGUUUGAUCUCAAAUAUUCAAGCCAUUGCGUAUUGGCAAAGAACUGCACUCCAUUAGCUGUGUCUGAUUUACCUCGUGUGGUGUCGUUGAAGAGUAUUGAGUGUUCUGAGGAUAAACGAAGGUUGAGAGUUCUGGUAAUAUUUGCAGACAGUAGAAGUGUAUGGUAUGAGAAACCUUUCAAUCCCAAUACAACAUUGGUUGGGGAAGGGUCAUGGGAUGCAAAGAAAAAUCAGAUUCGUGUUGUUGCGUGUCGAAUCUUAAAUGCAACUGAGUCCUUUACAAAUAGAACUCAUGUGGGUGAUUGUUCAACAAGACUGAGCUUGAGAUUUCCUGCAGUAUGGACAAUCGGAAACACGAGAAGCACUGUGGGGAAAAUUUGGGGCAACAAAACUGUGACAGAGUUGGGUUACUUCGAAAGCAUUUCAUUUGAAAGUCCUGAGAAUGAUUUCAGAAGGGUUCUACCUCCAGGCUUGAAAUAUGAGUACACUAAAAUGGAAACAGUAACCAAGUUGUGCCCAAGAAAGAAAGCUGCUCAUGGCAAAACCAACAUAUAUCCGAAUCCAUUUUCUUAUGACAUGCGCUUUGACAUGUCAGUGAAAAAUUCUAAAGGAGAAGCUGCAUGGGGCAGUGCCAUCCCUAUCUCCGUCGGAAACUGGUUUUACCAGCAUUAUCCGCAUUCAAAUGAAGUUCCAAAAUCAAGUGCAAGGAUUGGACAAUUAGCAGCUCCUGUGAGUUACAGCUACAACAACAGCUUCCCUGUCAUAUCAGCUACCAAAUAA